Molecule: messenger RNA, 1805 nt
Organism: Acipenser ruthenus (sterlet)
Lineage: Eukaryota; Metazoa; Chordata; Actinopteri; Acipenseriformes; Acipenseridae
Product: T-box transcription factor TBX6L-like
Exons: 8
Coding region: 254-1609 (451 amino acids)
Biological process (GO): vasculogenesis; positive regulation of DNA-templated transcription; heart looping
Cellular component (GO): nucleus
Molecular function (GO): RNA polymerase II cis-regulatory region sequence-specific DNA binding; DNA-binding transcription factor activity, RNA polymerase II-specific
Source: RefSeq, a predicted model, not a curated record
UUUGUUGAACUGAUCAGGGAAAGGUGGCAUGGAAUCCGUGGCUGCUUGUCAGGCUAAUUCAUUGAAUAUACACUCUGUCUCCACACCAUUACCUGCUGUCUAGCCACUAUGUUAACUUCCCCAGUGGAGCUACAGGCCUGCUUGCUUCCUGUAGUAAUGUCAGGACAACUGUUCAGGUGAUUAGCGCCUCUGGGACGGGUUUGAAGUGGAAAGGAUACAGCCUCUGAAGUGACAUGACAAGUGCCCAUCCCACAUGGCCAUCAACACAAGGAGAGAUCAAAGGCACUUCAAGGUAGGACUCGCAUAUACUUCACCUUACACCACAGGACCCGGAGCUAGUCUGGGUUCCAAAGCUGAGGGGGUGACACCACUUUUUAGGCCUAAAGACCGAACCCGAGCUGGGACCCUUCUCUUGGACAUGUUUCUGCAGGACACAAGGCCGUUUUGUGAUUUUCCGUUCCCUUUCACCCCUACGAUGAAGAAUUAUUCAUUUUAUCCACCAGAUUGUAAAGAGGCUGCUGUGCGGUGCCCAGAGAUGCCAGCCCUGAACAGAAUGCCACAACUGCCCAUCACUUGCCCUUCCAUCGAAACAGAGACAGAGGCUCAAUUCUCCUCCGAACACAUCCGUGUUUCCCUGCAGGACAGGGGGCUUUGGGACAAAUUCGGGAGCCUGGGUACGGAAAUGAUUAUCACCAAGUCUGGAAGGCGGAUGUUUCCAGCGUGUAAAAUCAGCGUGACUGGCCUAAAUCCCAAAGUGAAAUACCUGAUGAUGAUGGACAUGGUGCCCUAUGAUGACCAUAAGCACAAGUGGAGCCGGAAUAAAUGGGAAGUGAAUGGCAAGGCUGAGCCACACCUUCCCAACCGACUGUUCAUCCACCCGGAGUCCCCAGCGCUAGGGGAGAAGUGGAUGCAGUACCCCGUCUCCUUCAACAAGCUGAAACUCACCAACAACACACUCAACCAGAACGGCCUGGUUAUUUUGCACUCCAUGCACAAAUACCAGCCCCGCCUCCACAUUGUCCAGGCGACCGAUCUGUACAGCCAGCAGUGGGGCCCUUACCUCAGGUUCACUUUCCCAGAAGCUGCAUUCAUUGGAGUCACGUCCUACCAGAACAAUGAGAUAACAAAACUGAAAAUUGAUAACAACCCGUUUGCCAAAGGCUUUCGUGAUUAUGGGUUGAACAGCAAAAGGCAACGGGAAACAAGAGCUCAGAAUUCCUGCAAAAGACCUUUAACAAGAGAGGAUGAAGAGCCCUCGGAAAGCAAAGCUGGACCAAGGCACUGGGAGGGUGUUAAGGGACAGCUAACUCCUCAGACAGAUUUUGUAGUCUCAAGUACACAAGAGGAACCUGACAAAACAGGAACCAACCCCUUCAUCGCCGCCUUCAUGAACAGGAGCCACAGGGAGGCUGCGCGUGGUCUGGCAGAAUGGAUAGACGAGGACAUUAAGGAUCCAUCUCCUGAUAGCCCCAACCUGCUUACAGUCAGGCAGGAUCUCAGGCAAGACAAUAACCGAGUGUCGAACGUAUUUGUAUUUGAAGUAGCAGCAGAUCACUCUAAAGUCUUGGUGAAAAUCGCAUGUCACCAGGAGCUAGCAGCUUCAAAAUGAAUGGUAUAAGAUUUUGUAGCCCUUUUGAGUGAGGUUUCAUAUAUACCAUGAAAGAAAGGGUCAGCCAGACAUAUUUACUUUGCAUCUGUAAGUCUGCUUUAUUGAAGUCUAGUAAACAUUUUGGGUAGUGUCUUCGUGAGCGAGUUUUAAAGCACAACAAGACAUACUGGAACGUUUGGGGAAACAAGCAUUUGGA